AGUAAUAACAAUGUUCAAACCAAAUACGUACCCAUUGAGCCCAAUUUCCUACUUAAUAGAACGUAUUAAUUUAUAAAAUCUUGAUAUUACCUUCUACACAUUUUAUAAUCAUUCCUAUCGCAUCGCGUUUGUUACCACAUUUUAACAGCUGAUCUGCUCGUCUUACUCGAAAGUUCAAUAGUAUGAUUUGAGUGUUCGAGUUCAGCGGUUGUUUGUUUUUAUGUUAAGUUUAUGUGUGUACAUAGUAUCGUGUAUAACUAAGUCUCUCUUUCAUAAAAAAAGUUAAAACGUGCCAAUCUUACCUUCUAAAUGCUGUGAUAAUAAAUUAAGAUUUCAUUAUGGAUCCGAUAAGUGUUAGCUGCUUAACAUUAAAUGGCGAAGAGAACGCAAAAGCCAUAGAAGCUGAACAAAAACGGGAUGCGAAAUUUGAACAAGUUAUUGGUAGUUGUAAAUCACUUAGUAGAUAUGAAGGAAAAACAUUUAAAACCGUAUUACCGCAGGUAACCGCUACACUUAUGGCUGUAUCUUUACAUGUUGCAGUAGGACUAUCUAUGUCAUUUUCUGGUAUUUUGAUACCUGCGUUGGAUAAAGUUCGUCUAAAUGGAACAGACGACGAUGGAAAUCUUUAUGCAACCGAAGCGGAAUCUGCAUGGAUAGCUAGCCUAGUAGUCAUUGCUGUUCCCUUCGGUUCCAUGACAUCAGGAUUUUUAGCAGAUAUUUGGGGCAGAUUGUGGACAGUAAAAGUUUCUGUUAUACCUUUUGUGUUAGGUUGGUGUCUAAUAGCAACUGCGCAGAGUAUUCCACAAAUUUUGAUUGGAAGGUUUUUAACGGGAUUUGCUACACCUUGGUCUAGUAUUCCAGCUACAGUUUAUGUAUCUGAAAUUGCUAGAGCUGACAUGAGGGGAUCCUUAAUUGUAACAGCACCUACUCUAACAUCUGCUGGUAUGCUCAUUCUUUACUUAAAGGGUUGGUUUUUGCAUUGGAGAACUGUGGCUUGGUUAUGUAAUGCCUACGUUUUACUACCGGUGCUGUUGGUUUUCUUGAUACCGGAAAGCCCGCCAUGGUUAAUCUCAAAAGGAAGAAUCGAUGAGGCAGCUAAAAGUUUACGAUGGUUCAAUAGAUAUCAACCUCAACCGGAUAAUAGGAACGAAUCAAUGGCGGAAUUACAAUUGCAAGCUCUUCAAGCUGAGCAUCAGAAACAGUUAGAAAGUCAAGCAACUAAUUUAGGAUUACUGGGAGUAAUUAAAGAAUUUAUGAAACCAACCGCAUACAAACCUCUAAUCUUGCUUACUGGUCUUUUUGUUUUUCAAAUGUUCUCCGGAAUCUACAUCACAUUGUUUUACUCUGUAACCUUUUUUGAAGCAGUCGGUACCAAAGUUAACCCUUAUUUAGCAUCAACAUUAAUUUGUCUAAUUCGAAUGAUAAUGGCGUUUUCGAAUUCCUAUUUACUUAAGACAUUCAAGAGACGCACACUUUUGAUGAUGAGUGGAUUUGGUAUGUCUAUAUGUAUGGUUUUUUCCGGACUUUCAACAUAUUGGAUUAAGACUGGUACUUCUAAUCAAACGUUUUUACCAGUUAUGUUCAUGCUACUUUACAUCUUCACAUCGAUAGGCAUGCUAUGCAUUCCUUGGACAAUGAUGUGUGAGCUAUUCCCUCUUGAAAUUCGUGGCGUAGCGAACAGUCUUGCUUACAGUAUCGGCAACUUGAUCAUAUUUGCUUCUGUUCAAAGUUUUUAUGGAUUGCUUUCAAUUUUCCAAGGAUACGCAGGCAUUCAAUGGUUCUUCGCAGUUAUUUCCAUUCUUGGCAGCAUAUACGCUUACAUAUUUCUACCAGAAACUCACAAUAAGAAGUUAACAGAAAUUUCCGCUUAUUUUGAAGAUAAUUUCAUUUAUAUUUUAUCGAAAAACAAAAAACCAAAACAAAAGAAAUAUUCUACCAAGAAUAGAUUUGGUAAAAAAACUAUUGUAAAAACUGUUGAAAAUGGUCAAGAUGAAAAGUUACUUCAAUUGUAGAAAAAAAUAUAACUUAUUCUUUUCCAAUGGUACCUCGUAAUAGAAGCAAUAAGUAUAUCGUUUACUCAAAUAAAAAUAUCACACUAUUUAGUGAACUUUUUCUGUGAAUUACGUUAUAAUAUUUAUUUAUUUAUGAAAAUUUCCAAGAAAUAAUAUAUAUUCAUAACAAUAUACAAAAAUAUACAGCAUUGUGGACAGUGGUCUUUUUUAAUAGUUUCAUAUACAUUGUCCUGUCCAUCCUGUCCUGUCACAUAGAAAGGUCACAAAUAAGAAAAAAAAAUGAUUAUUUUUCGAUAUAUUCUCCCUUUAUAUUCACACAUUUUUCAGAUCGUCUUAUUAAGGGCAAGUUUCUUCAUGUUCUAAUAAAGUGCCAAAGAAUAAAUGUUUACUGUUUCUUCACUCUCUUGAUCUAACCUAACUAAUAAGUAUUUGUCACUUUAUUAUGUAUUUAACAAAUAAUCUACUGUUGGUAUAUAUAGCAAUCGUCCAUGUAUUGAAUAAGGAAAGAAAUAAAAAAAGAAAAUUUAAACUGACAUAGAUUCAGCCACUAAGCUUUGGAAAUCGAUAAUGCCAGCUGACAGAUUCACCAAAUAGAUAAAGUUAGAAUUAAAAUGGUUAAUACAAAUAUACUAAAAUCUGAUUGGUAAUUUUGAGAAGAGUUGUGGACAAUUCUGGUAUCUAUACUCUUACAAAGGAUAUUUUAAUGGUAAUUGUAUGAAAGACUUGCUCAGAGACAUACAAAAGUUUUGUGACCUAUCUGAAAAUUGCUUGAACUAUUAAACAGUGAUACUAUGUUCAGAAUAAAAUGUUACAAGGAAAUUGGACGUGAAAUUUAGCUGAAAGAUAUAGCUCAAAAACGAUUAAACGAAUAUUAACUCGAAAAUUUCAAAUAAUGAUUAUGAUUACAACCAUUCUUAUUCUUAAGGCUGUUAAUGUUGUAAACAUGCCAUUGAUGCCUAAUUUCUUGACGAUUCAAAUAAACAAAAAUGUAACAUGACUUCUAUAUCGUUAUACUUUAUGCCUGGAAGUAUUGAAACCCUUUAACCAGACCUCCCAGAUGGUUCCUCCAACAUCCAGAAUUAACUCCCUCCAUGAGUAUAUAAAUGAAUCGAUAUAAUCAUUCGAGGAAAUUUCCAGAAAUUGCAGAUAUCUGAUAAAAAUUAUAUUACAAGGGAAGAAUUUUAAUAUGUGAAUUAUUUGGAAGGACUAAUAUAAUUAUUUGAAAAAUAAUGAAUGCAUUUGCGUGAUAUUUUUUGAAUGUAUAUAACUAUUUAUUUUUAUAGGUUUGCAGUGUUUUGUAAAAUAUUGAUUAAAUAAAUAUAUUUCUUAAUA
Diorhabda carinulata is the source of this 3344-nucleotide messenger RNA. Its product is annotated as facilitated trehalose transporter Tret1-2 homolog. Gene Ontology annotation, cellular component: membrane. The record is from RefSeq and is a predicted model, not a curated record. Gene Ontology annotation, molecular function: transmembrane transporter activity. Gene Ontology annotation, biological process: transmembrane transport. The transcript has 11 exons. NCBI's taxonomy places the organism in Eukaryota, Metazoa, Arthropoda, Insecta, Coleoptera, Chrysomelidae. Bases 339 to 2012 code for a protein of 557 amino acids.